Stylonychia lemnae is the source of this 3819-nucleotide messenger RNA. Lineage: Eukaryota; Ciliophora; Spirotrichea; Sporadotrichida; Oxytrichidae. The record is from the annotation of a GenBank genome assembly.
AUGGAUUCAGCCGGACCACCUAAAUUCAAGCCCUUUCCUAACUAUUAUAAGAUGAGGGCUGCUUAACUUCCAGACACUGAAUGGCUUUGCAAUUUGUGUAGAAAAAAGUGUUCGACUAAGGAUUUUAGUGAGACUUUAUAUUUUUGUAGAGUCUGCAAAAAUUAUGAAUGCAUUGGUUGUAAAUCCAAAGAUGUCUGCAAAACACCAGAAGAAAUAGAAGCUGAAGCAAAGAAAAAGAAAGAGGAAGAAGAAAGAAAAAGACUUGAAGAAGAGGCUGAAAAAGCAAGGAAACAAGCUGAAGAGGAUGCCAUUAGAGAAGCUGCUGAGGAAGAAGCCAGAAGAUAAGCUGCUGAGGAAGAAGCCAGAAGAUUGGCUGAAGAACAAGAGAGAUUAAGAUAAGCUCAAGCCGCCGCGGAUGAAGAGACUCGGUUAGCAGCUGAGGUUGCACUUGCCAGAAUGUUAGAGGAGCAACAAUAAUAAGAAGCUGAAAUGAAAUUUCAGAGAGAAUAGCAAAGAUAUGCCUUUGUUGCUAACGAUAAUUCUAAGCUGAAAAAUGGUGAUCCGCUAAUUAAAAUAUCCAAAAAAUUUAAAUAAAUUUCUGAGAAAAUUAAUGGAAAAUUUAAUCUUUGUGACUGUGGAGUCAGAAAGAUUCUAUUGAAAAGUACAUUUAAAGAAUGCUAAAAGAAAUAUCAAUUCAAAAUAAUAGAGGGCAAGGUUAAAACUUAGUGCUUCUUUAACAACAUUUUUGAUUUAGUGCAUAGCACUUCGACAAUGGAUAAUGAUAAUCAAACUUUCAUUUGCCCUAAAUGCAAUACCAUCACAUGCUUUGACUGUGAGGAGCAGGCUUAAGUAGAAUUUACUUUCUAUAUUGACUAUUUCAACAAAAACUAGAAGUUUAUGAAGCAGCAUGAAUUGGAUUUACACAGGGCUUCCCUAAAAAUAAAUGCUUGUUGUACUGAAAAUACCAUGAAAUAAACUUUAAGGCCGGAUAUUAACAACGAUUAAUGCAACAUUGACCUUUACUAAUAGGGUUAUAUUCGUUGUUCAACUGGACUAGAUACAUGCCUUGUUUACUCAGCGAAAAACGAUGAUGAAGUGUUCUAUUACAAACCAAAUUCAAGUUCUGUUUUGUGCUCAAAUUGUGUAACCAAAAAAUAGAAUGAUAGGAUUUAUCUCAAUGUUUAAAAUCUUACUUUCAAGAAUGUAAUUUAAGAUCCCUUGCUAAGACGGCUAGUAGAUUUUGCAUCCAUAUUGGACGAAUGUGCGAGCUGUUCUUUCAACGAUAAUUUGGAACUUAAAGAAAAUGAAUCACAAGAAGUUUCAGAACAUAAUGAAGAUGGCUAUCUUGCUGAUCCAGCCUCGAUUGCAUUAAAAGAAAGAAUUAAAAUUGACUUAAUAGUCGAAAUGCAAGCAUGCUUCAAUAUUUGCUCUUGUUUUCUUUACUAUAAAGAAAAAGGUGUUAAAACCAAAGGUAGUCCUUAAGUUUAAACAGUAUGCACUGGGAAAAACUUACAUAAAUAAAAGCAAUAAUAGCCGCAUACUACUCUCAAAGUAGAAGAUGAUAAUUUCGAUGUUUCAUAUUAUGUGUGUCAGCAAUUUGAUUCUUUUGUAGAAGAGAGUAAGGGUAUAUUAAGAAGAAAAGUUACUAUGCCUAAUCACUGCUGUUCUUUCAACAGCAUUUGGAAGCCAAAAAAUAAGGAACAGUAUGAUGUUUGUAGCAGAAGAAAGGAAGGUUGUGAUUUCCUUACCAUCGAUAAAAGUUCUUUCUUUAAGGGCUUUUGUUUAGAUAUAUAAACUGAUCUGCGCGAUGGAUAAUUUUAAUGCUGUGGUAUUCCCACUAUAAAGAUGGAUAUCAAUUAAUAUCUCCUUCAUAGGUAUGCCUAGUCUACUUUAGAAAUCACUGGAAUACAGUGUAUUGGCUAAAGUGACCCAGUAAAUGUUAGCUUUACUGUUGUGCAGGAUGCUAACGAGAAAAUGAAUUUACUUACAAAUGUAAAUGUGAUAAAAUUAAGAACAUAUUUACCCUAAACUAAGCCAUCGCCCUUCCAUGUUGGCAGCCUUUCUUUUUCUCUUUACGAUGGUCUCUUUUUGAAAACUACAUAUUACUAGCUCAAGAAAUAAUCACCCUAGAAAUUCAGUGCAAAUAAAUGGACUUGUGCUCUGAAGGGUGUCAAAGGAUGCCUUGAUAAACAAAAGUUUUGGAACUUUUCUUAUCGUCUUUAAGAAGCUGAAAACACGGACAUUAACCAUUGCAGUGAGUGCUCAUAUUCUACUUGUUAUUCUUGCGAUAGCCUUUAUCCUAAUAGUCAUCAACAUAAGAAAUAAGGAAAUCUACUUAAAGAUAUUAAAUCUAUGCACACAUAAAAAUUAGGUUUAAAUUCUUACUAUGAUAUUUAUGCAUUCUAAUGUGAUGGUGAGUAAGAAUAAACUGAUUGUAAAUAGAGUGAAAAUUUCUCAAGAGAUGAAAUCCUUUACUAUUCGGAAAGACACAACCUUUUUAUUUGUUCUGGAUGUGCUAAUAAGUACUCAAGUAAAGCAUUAGAUAAUCAAGAGACAGAGAAAUCAAAAUUAUAUUCUGAAAUCGUCAAGACGUGGUUUGGAGUAUUUGAAGAAAAUGAAGUUUAUACUAAAUUCUAUAUUAACAAAUUAGGCUUCAACGGAAACAAGAUAGUUGGUAGAGGAUCAUUGGAUUCAAAAUAAGUUUUAAUUACUGGAGAAAUGAAUGGAGAGCAAGUUAGACUUUAACUAGUUGUUGACUCCAAAGAAAUACUAACAUUCACUGGUGCAACUCGCUUGUUUUUAAAUGAAAUUUCUGGAAUCUGGACAUCAUCAAUUAGUAAAGGUAGGAUGUCAUUCUAUGCACUGGAUCCUAAAGACCCCAGAUAUGAAAAAUAAAUUCCUCCUCCACUCUAAAAUUACACCUGCCAUCCUCAUCCCCUAACGCGUGUUAAUUUUUAGAAGAAGACAAAAUACAAUUGCACAGGAUGCUAAGAUAGUGUAAAUGAAGCAUCUUAGUAUAAAUGUGGGCAAUGUAGAAUUGUCUACUGCUUCAAAUGUGUUGAUAAAUAUGAAUAUUUAUGCGCAGAUGCUCUCUCAUUUAUUAAAAAACCUGCCAAUUUACCUUGGAUAAAAUGUAAUAAGUGUAGAUAAGAAAUGUAAGAAUAUUGGUCAAAUGAAAAAAAUUUUGAUAUCUGCGAGCCUUGUAGCUUAAAGUAUAUUGGCUUGUUACAUUUAAAAGAGAAAGUAAUUUAAAAAGAAAAAUAACCCACACAUUGGUUUGGAUGGUUCUAAAAUGGUGAUCAAAGAAUUCCAUUUGAAUACACUAGCUUUUUUAUUAAUGGAGGCAUUAUUAGCGGAUCUGGAUAAGGAUCCACAAUCACAGGUACUAGAAGUUAUUCCGAUGUUUAAUUCACACAACUGAUGGAAAACGGAGCUUCUAUCUUAUUUAAAGGAAAGCUUGAAAAUGACAACAGAAUUCAAGGAGAAUGGUCAAAUAAUAACUCAAGCGGACUAUUUGUUAUCACAGAUGCUAUUCCUAAAGGGAAAAUUUGGAAAGGUUACUAUGAAUUUGCAGGAAAGUACUACGAUUUAACUUUUACUGGCAUCUCUGUAAUUAACAAUCAAAUUACUGGAAAGGGAGAGGAUCAUAUAGGUUAUCAUUAAAUUAGUGGUUCAGUCAUUGACGCUAAAAUUAUGAUUGAUCAGACUCUUUCAAAUGGAAAUGUUGUUAAAUACUAAGGGAUGAUAGAAGGAUCCUAAAACAAUGGUACAUGGACUUUAGGUGCCUAUUCUGGAGCUUAUGGACUUACAUACUAUUGA